Paramecium octaurelia is the source of this 2712-nucleotide messenger RNA. The record is from the annotation of a GenBank genome assembly. Lineage: Eukaryota; Ciliophora; Oligohymenophorea; Peniculida; Parameciidae.
AUGCUGGUCAAUCAAUACUUAAGUUAUCACCAAUAUUUUAAUAUUCAAAAAUUGGACAACGUGAUGAGAUACUUGAAAUGGAUAGCCAUGUACGCUUAGUUAUCUCAAAGUUGUUCGCAAUAGCAGAUAUGUGCUCAACUUAUACUGCUCACUGAACUUGACUUGUUUAUCAAGACAAUAAUUGUGAUUGGAUCUUCAAUUAAUUCAAUCUUACAACCUAAUAUUUUUGAGUUUUACUUGACUAUUCCCUACAUGAUUUUGAUCUUGGGAGUGAUGCUAUACGAUUAUUGGAAUAAUAAUCAAGAAAAACAAAAUAGUAACAUUCAACUCUAAUAAACUAAGUUUAUCAAUCUUAAAUAAUAGUCAAAUUAAUUUGAUAGACAGUCUUCUUAACUAUAGAUCCAAGAAAAUGCACUCAAGUCUCCUGAUUUAGAAUGCUAAGAUCAGUAAAAUAGUCCUAUGGUUCUUGAUAUGCAAUGCAAUGAGGAAGAAGAUGUCCUAGCACACAUGUAUUAAUGUCUAUUACCCAUCAUUUAGGGCAUGGAUUCACAAUUAAUCUAUUUUAGUCUAUAAUUAGAAUUUUGAGAUUACCUACUAGAACUUUUACUUAGGAAAACUUAAUAAUCUCCAAAGUAAAGGGAUGAACCACGAUUAUGAGCAAGUCUUUCUAGAAUCUGUCAUAGAAAUCGGAAGUAGGGAAGUCAAUGAUUUAUUUGGGAAUUCAGAAUUAGACUUGGACUAAGAAGAGUAUUAUUUCAUUCUAAUAUAACAUAAAUUAGUUCCUUGAUUUUAGACAGCACUGUACAUAGUAGAUACAAGAUUAAGGGUGGAUUACACAAAAUAAGGUAGAUGAUAGCUGCAUUAUUUAGCAAUUACUAAAAGUAUGACUAUAUUAUUAAAUUUUAAGAUGGAAAUUCUUUACUUUUACUCUCUUCAAAAUAAAAAGCAACGAACUUGAUUUCAGGAAUAUUCAGAUUAAGGUGUUGGUUACUGAAGUGAAGUCUAAGCUUUAUACACUCUUUAUGUUUGAGGCUAUGCAAAAGGUGUCUUCAAAAAGAGUAUUGGAUGAGCCACUUCAAUUUUAAAAUGUUUUCUAAACCUUUCUAUCUGAAUCCAACAAUUACAUCAAUGUCAUACAUUUAUUGCUUCUUCUAUGUUCACAUGAACAUGAAAAGAAUGCAGGUAAAAUUUCAAAAGAAUAUUUAAAACAAAUGAGAAUGAGCACAUAAAAGUUUAUGAUUUUUCUUGGGACCAUGAAGGAUCUGACUCUGUAACUUACAAACCAAUUGAUUUUCAGAAAUUCGACAUUCAAACUUGCUGACAUCCUGGAUGAACUCUAACUCAUUUAUGAAGAUUGCUUAAAAAUUAAGGAAAUAUCAAUCGUUCCAAUUAUAGAUACUGAUAUGAUAGUUUUCAAUGAUUCGGAUCGUGUAAAAUCUAUAUAUAAUAUUUAGACCAAGCAAAUUCUGAAAUGUCUUUUCGAAAUUGCUAUUAAAUACACUGUUGCUUCAAAAAUUAGAAUUGAUAUUCAUCAGGUAUCACCAAACAAUUAUCAAUUCUAAAUAAAAGACAUUCCCUUCAAGGAAGAAAGCCAAAAGUCUUAAUAUCAAGCAGUCCUAAAAAACACAGCCUAGUUAAUGAAAACCAACUGCAAGGAUUUUGACAUGAGUAAUCUAUUGGAAUUACAAGUAUCUGCAAUUCUAGCCUUCUUACUUUCUGGAUCUCUUCGUAAAUCUUUGGAAUUGAGCUUGGAUAGUCACUUCCAAGGCACUUUCACAUUUACUGUUGAAUCACUUCCAAUCAACACUAAACAUGGUUAUCUUGCUUAACAAAUCAAACCUAAACGUGCAUUUGAAACAUCACUCUCCAUGCUAUUGGCCUAAGCGUAAGACAGUUCCCAUUACAAGAAUGAAGAAUCUAAAUACAUGUCUUUCACUUAGAUUUCAAAACAGUACUCGCUAAAACCUGAUGUCCCAUUUGAUUUAUAAAGUGCUCAUUUCUCGCAAAUAUCCAAAAUCAAAUAGGAGUCUCCCCAAAUCAAACCCUUAGGUUCAUAAGCUCAAAGCAAUUCAGGUGGAACCUACAAAAUAUAGGAUUCCCUGUUUCCAAAAAGUUUGAACACCAAUAACCCAUCAAAAGUCAUCAAGAGUGAUUCUGCAGUCAAUGAAUCUUCCAAGCCUAUGACUAGUGCUUUGGAUUUUGGAGAAAGCACCAAUCCAAAUAUCGAUCCUCCAGAGUUAAGUCCUAAGUUUCUACAUUCAGUGAUCAAGUUCAAAUUAACUAAUCAAUGUUGUUCAAAGGUCAUAAUUGCAGACAACGAUUAUUUGAAUGUUUCCGUUCUUUAAAUCCUGCUCAAUAAAUACGAAGUCAAAUCUGAUAAAGCCUUUACUCAGUAAUAAACUCUUUAGUUGAUUAAAAGCAAGUCUCUUAAUCCCUGCAGAUGCAAAAACAGCUCCUAUUUAUUAUAUUUUAUUGAUGCCUCCUUACCAGUAUGUAUUUAUACCUAUAUAGCAAUCAGCUGUGGAUUUGAUAAAGGAGAUAAAACAACUGUUUAAAUCUUUGCAAGUAGACAAAGGCUUCAUCAUUGCCAUGGCUAGUUAUAGUGAUAUGGAUUUGAAGUUGAGUUGUUUCAACUCUGGAAUCGAUUACUUCAUCACUAAACCUUUCGAUUUGUUUGAGUUAACUGCUAUUCUUUAGUAUAUAUAAUUUUGA